Messenger RNA from Mytilinidion resinicola, 3256 nucleotides. RefSeq names its product TRP-domain-containing protein. Lineage: Eukaryota; Fungi; Ascomycota; Dothideomycetes; Mytilinidiales; Mytilinidiaceae. The record is from RefSeq and is a predicted model, not a curated record. The coding region runs from base 1 to 2823 and encodes 940 amino acids. Gene Ontology annotation, biological process: fungal-type cell wall biogenesis; transmembrane transport. The transcript is spliced from 4 exons.
AUGGCAUUUUCGGUAUCCUCGCGGGCGGCGUUCUUGCUUCUGGUCGCGCUUCUUUCUUUGUUCCAGAUUUCUCUUGCUUCGGACGACCAAUAUGUCCAGGCCGUGGAUGCCAGUGGCAACACCAUAUACCUCAAGGACAAUCGCAAGCCCUCACUCUACACCGGCAACUUUGGAGAUUGCUUGGGCAGCAGCAAUAUCAAUGUCACCCGCUUCGAUGCUGCGUACUACAAGGAUAACAUGACGGUGCUGUUCCAUCUGGAAGGAAACACGGCUCUGAAGAACGAAUCUAUCAUGAUGUACAUUGGUGUGUUCGCAUAUGGCGAAUCUCGAUUUGAUCUUACCUUCAACCCCUGCAAUGCCAACAUCGAGAGUCUAUGCCCCAUGGAAGCUGGCACCACAAUUGAAGCAGGCGGCAUUAUCCCUGUCUCUCAGAGUGAUGUUGCUGGUAUUCCAGCUAUUGCACUCACGAUCCCAGACUUCGAAGGAGAGGCCAUCCUACGCCUCUUCGCCAACUCUACGCAAACUGAAAUCGGCUGCUUCUCUGCUGUCGUUACGAAUGGAGCUACUUUCGCCCAGCCUGAAUCCGUGGGCUCAGUUCUCGGGAUAUUCACUAUCAUUGCAAUCAUCGCGUCGUUUGCUACAGCCGCCUAUGGAGACAAUAUCCCCGUGAUGCGGAAGCACUACGCUCACUCUAUGUCCGUCCUGGUUGUAUUCGCCGUCUUCCACCAUAUCUUCUUCACUGGAGCUCUGUCCAUGAACUGGCCAAGCGUCCUGGUCGCCUUUUGGAGCAACUAUGCCUGGACCGGAGGCAUGAUCUACACUGAGUCAAUGCAGAAUUCUAUCAACAGGUUCAUCGGAUCCAACAGGGGCAACACAAGUCAUGUCGGUGCUGCUGGGAGUGGUGUACUGAACGAGGACCUAGGAGGUGGAUAUGAUAUCCACCAAAUCUACAAACGCAUGACUCCUACUCACAAGGGGCCUUUGAAUAUACCUGGUCUCAUGCGUCGUAGCAAGUUCAACCUCGUCGCUCGAUACUUGGAAGAGUCGCUAUCAAAGAGGGAGCUGGCCAAUAGUUCCGACGGAUUCAACUAUUAUGGCAAUCCUGUGAAGCCUGGCCUACCUCUUCCUGGAAACUUUUCUGGAUUUGCUGGAACUCUUGGAGAAGAGAGCAUCCCUGCAUCGAAUGCCUUCAUGACUGGAUUCCUCUGGUUCCUCAUUCUCAUUGCCAUCGUUGCUGCUUCCGUUGCUGGUUUCAAGUGGAUACUCGAAGGCCUGAGCAUGAUCAAACUGAUCAAGAAAGACCGCUUAUCAUUCUUCAGAGCGCACUGGCUAGGCUACACAGCUUUCGCUGUCCUGAGGACCCUAUUCAUCGGAUUUUUCAUGAUGAUCUUCUUGACCCUCUUCCAGUUCACCUAUGCGGGAUCCGGUGGUGUCAUUGGAGUCGCAGCUAUCGUGUUUAUCAUCAUGUUUGUGGGCAUGUUCGGUGUCGCUGGGUAUGCCUGCUUUUACCGGAUCAAGUUCGGGAAAUACCAGUCCGAGCCAGACCGAAUCAACGUGGAGAGAAGUAAAGUGCUGAAAAUCAUCCCGUGGUAUCGAUUCACCAGGGCCAGUGAGCAUCUCAACGACGAGGAAAAGGUCUAUGCUGGAUCAAUUCCUUGGUACAAGGUAUCACCGUCUACCGGAGAGGCUACGGACUCAAUCCACGAUGACGAGGCAUACACCAAGAAGUUCGGAUGGCUUGCCUCCCGCUUCCGCCGAACUCGUUGGUGGUUCUUCGCUGUCUGGUUGGUAUACGAGUUUGUCCGAGCUUGUUUCUACGCUGGAGCCUCUGGACACCCGAUGACUCAAGUCUUUGGCCUUCUUGUGGUCGAAUUCAUCGCUUUUGUUGCCAUAAUUCUCCUGCGACCCUUCGAAGGACAACGCCUGAACGCAAUCGUGGUUUAUGCCUUGGGCUUCAGCAAAGUCGCCACGGUUGCGCUUUCUGCGGCUUUCGACAUUCGAUUCAACCUCGCUCGAAUCCCGACAACUGCCAUCGGCAUUGUCAUUAUUGUCAUUCAAGCGAUUCUCACGAUCAUCCUCUUAGUCGCUAUUGUGAUUGGUGCAAUUUCUAGCUAUUUCUCGGUCACGCGGAAUCGCGAAGAAAUCAAGCCGAAGAAGUGGAUGCCGCUGCGAGAAAGAUACUUCAAGCACCUCGAUCGGACAGUGUUAGAUGUACCACCACCUCCACGACCACCAACGCCUAUUCCGGAAGAACCAAAGGGUCCCUACUUCAGUGUCAAAUCCAUCAAGAGGGUUCCAAAAAUUGAAGAUGAAGACAAGGAUUUCCUCGCAGAAAUAGGCGGGGAUCCGAAUGAGUCGUACAUCUCGCUGGCUACCAUGGGCAGGAUAGAAGAAGGUGCCGAGGUCCCACCACUUACUCGAACCAGCCGGGCCGGCAGUGUUCGAAGCCAUGCUUCUUUCACAAGUCUUCCCUACGGAGCGCGUGUUCAUCGCGCCAGCUGGAGUUCUCGCGACUUCAACGACUGGCACAACGAACGAAGGCGUACUGCCAACUCGACUGCUCCACUGGUGCCCGAAGGCGAGUCUUCUCGCCGCGCUAGUGGAAAUAUCGGGUCGUACGCACGCUUUGCCAACAGCCGUGAAAGCAUCGCACGAGGCAGUCCUCUUUCGAGCCCAGAAGACAACGAUGUCAUUAGCCCGAUGGGUAGACCGAGAAGCCGGGCGCCGACUUCGACACCUGCGUCUCCGUAUCGUCCACCGCUAAAGACAUUGAUCAGCGAGAAUGAGGUUCCUGGUUUGCCGUCGCAAGCUCAUCCAGAAUAAAUGGUUCUCGACCUAGAGAGGAUUAUGACGCAAUUACGAAGUCACGACCGAGUCACGACCGAGUCACGAAAGCCGCAGUUGGCGGAUCGGGGUACAGAGAGCUAGUAUCAUUACACCUUCGCAUUGCACAAUCAUUGAUGGUUUGGGUAACACUAAUUUUGGAGUUUUGCGGAGUUGGAUUCAAAAGCCUUUUGGUAAACAGCAUCAGAUCGACUGCAUUAAGGAGGGAUAGCUGUACAGUGGAGGAUGAGUUCGAUGGACAUUCCCAUUCUCUCAUGGGAUCACUCUUUCCCUUUUUUCAUGCAUUAGACGCAUAUGGCCCUAUCAGGGGUAUCAAUCGGCGUUUGGAUUGGGGGGCAUGUCAACAACUUCUGGAGGAUGAACGAGCAUUGGGAACAGGAUAUCUUUAGGUUGAUAUAGGAUGUAAUGGUGG